AGAAAUGUUUGAAAGUUUGUCGGCUAUAAUCAACACAAAAUUAGAUUAUUGAAUUGAUCAAAUAAUAUUGUAGAAAGAUGAAAUACCUAGUUUCUUGUUUAAAUUUAUUUUACCUUCCUUAAUACUAACCCUUCGUAAUUAGGUACCUAGACUAGUGUGUUUACAUAUUUAUAAUGGGUUCACUUUUAUCAAGUUCAAAUUCUGGAAAUAUUGAUCCAAUGGCUCAACAAUUUGUAAGGGAAACUAUUGAGAGUGAUCGUGUUGUGAUCUUUUCCAAAUCUUAUUGCCCUUAUUGUACGACAGCUAAAAAGCAAUUUAAAAAGUUAAAUCAAGAUUAUUUAACAAUAGAACUAGAUGGACGUCCUGAUUGUCAAGCUAUUCAAAAUGUUCUAGGAGAAAUGACCGGUGCCAAAACAGUGCCAAGAGUGUUUAUCGAUGGUAACUUCAUAGGUGGUGGUGACGACUGUAAGCGAUUGUACGAAAAUGGUCAAUUGGAAAAAAUGCUCGCAUAAUCUCAAACU
This is a messenger RNA of Clunio marinus, 521 nucleotides long. The record is from the annotation of a GenBank genome assembly. NCBI's taxonomy places the organism in Eukaryota, Metazoa, Arthropoda, Insecta, Diptera, Chironomidae.